UAACAAACCGGGUGCAUGGAUCCUGACGAAACAAGCUUUGCCAAAGAUCACGACAGCAAAAUUUUUCAGGGGUCUUUCCAAGGUCAAUAUUUCAUGGUGCGCUCGCGGGCUCACGGUCACUUCCUCCAUUUCCACGAAUUCUGCAUGGAACAGCUGCAGGGUAAUCACGCAAAUGGUAUUCACACGUGGAGGAUGGCACGACAGACAACGCUUCCUGAACACAGCUCAAUGGAUCCAUCCGAAAGAUCACUGCGUACAGAAACAACUCCCCAAAUUGACUACGCGGUUUCACAGACUGCCAAGAUCCACCGAGAGAAACCACGCGAGUCGAGGUCUUCUGCCUGGCUUUUCAUCGUGAAAUGUCUCUUCGGCGCUUUCUUGUUUGUUUGCGUCUUGGUUUGCCUAAUUGCCAGUAAACUUUCUCUUUUGUCAAUUGCCUCAUAUUACCAAGGAAACCAUUCGAAAAGCAGUUUUGAAAGGGAAACCUUGUUCAUCAUGAUUGUUCUGCUUCUAAUGAUACCGGAAGUUUACACGCUUUUGAAGGCUAGUUGGACAAGUCUCUUUUCCAAAACUCACAAGUGGCCGUGCAGGAAAGCUGUUUUUUUGGGUUUGUUUUCUUCCCUGCUGGAAGUUUUUGGCCUUUGCUUCUUUGGCAUUGUUGUGCUUCUUGAUCAAAGCAUCCACCCUGGUCUGCGUAUAGUUAUGAUGAAUGGAGUGUUUUUUGUUCCAGUACUGUGGCAAGUCUUCAGAAGUCGAGGGUGCCAAGCUCAAGGCUCCUGGGGACAAUGUUUUAUAUUCAUUCUUGCACUAAUCCUGGAGUUUGCAGGAAUUGGAAUGCUUACCUUCAAGAUGUCAAGAGAGUCAUCAAACACUCCAUUUUGGGGUGUUCCCCUGGCUCUCAUAGCUGUAUCAUUUGCAUGGAACCCAGAGAUUUUUAAGAUUGUGACUGAACCAGUUCAAAACCAUCCAAAUUCUGGUCUAGAUGGGCUAUCAACCAGUCAGCCAUCGACAAAUGUUGAAAAUGGUGGGUUGUCUCUUCCUCAAGGUGAAACAGUACUUGGUAUGGUCACCCGCUCAAAAUCUGCACGUGGGAAGGCAGCAAUCAUCAGCAGCUUGUGGAAGCUUUUUUUGAUUCCCUUUGUGGCAGCUUUGUAUUGUUCUAUAUUUCAAAUAGCAGACUUGAAAGGAUUACAGGAAGGGUUUGACAAUUUCAGUGUUGACAGUAAAGAAUUUGUUCCCUUUAUGGUGCAGAUAUGGACAAGCUUUCUUGGGUAUAUGCUUGGCAUCUUGGCUUGUGCAAUGUGCAUGCAGCUUCUUGCUUUUGCAGUGCCUAUGAUUCUUGCAACACCUAUUUCAGUUGGCCUGACUUUGAUCAGUAAUGGAUGGGCAAAGGAUCAUAUAUUUCAUUUUGAGCCUGGUGAUCCAAAAGAUGUUCUGCUCUAUGUUAUCACUGGAUGUUUCCUGCUUGCACAGUUUUUUUCAGUGGGCUACUACGUGCUGAAAGGUCAAGAUAUUACAAUGGCGAAGGAAUCAAGCUUGUUUUGGAUGCCAACAUACAAUGGAGUAUUCUUGGAGCAACAUCUUCUUUUAAAUAGAAGGAAUGAGAUCACAGAUGACUAUCAUGUUGACCUUGCAGAACUGGUGAAGAAUUCAUGUGUGUACAUUUGCACCACCAUGUACCACGAAAAUGAACAAGAAAUGGAACAACUGCUUAAUUCACUGCAUGACAUUGACUGUGCGAGGGAAAAAUCAAGGCGGCAAAUUGAGUCGCAUAUAUUUUUUGAUGGAGCUGUCAAAGGAGAUGUUUUGAAUAACUAUGUUUUGCAGUUAAUUUCACUAAUUCCAAAGGCACUGAAAGUUUCAAUUGAGGUGUGUAUGAAGCUGAAAACACCAUAUGGAAUGCAGAUGCGUUGGAGACUUCCAGGUGGAAUGUUUUUUCACAUCCAUUUGAAAGAUAAUUUAAGGGUAAAGAACAAGAAACGCUGGAGUCAAGUCAUGUACAUGUCAUAUGUGUUAGAUUUUAAAGAAAAGCUUAUGGAAGUGACAGAUGAAAACACCUACAUACUGACCACAGAUGCUGAUGUGAGGUUUACGCAUGAAUCAGUAGAGGCGCUACUUGAUCUUAUGGUGCGAGAUCCUAACGUGGGCGCCGUUUGUGGCAGAACACAUCCCUUGGGUGUUGGACCGAUUGUCUGGUACCAGAUCUUUGAUUAUGCAAUUGGACACUGGUUCCAAAAGGUGGCUAACCAUGUCCUUGGAUCUGUUCUGUGCUCACCUGGUUGUUUCAGUGUUUACAGAGCCGCUGCAAUCAGGGACGUGCUACCCAUAUAUUCCUCCAAAGUUGACACAUCAUUCGAUUUCCUCACCAAAGACAUGGGUGAGGAUCGAUGGCUUUGUACUCUGAUGGUUCAGUCAGGCUGGCGUUUAGACUAUUGUGCGGCAGCUGAAGAUAGCACCUUCUGUCCAGACAACUUUGACGAAUUCUUCAAACAAAGGCGGCGUUGGAUUCCCUCGACUUUAGCUAAUCUGGCCCUUGUUAUCAGUCAGUGGAAACUAACUAUAUCAAACAACUAUAUUUCAAUUGCAUUUAUUCUCUACCAGGCGUUGAUGGUCUUCUCCACAAUUAUCAGUCCUUCGACGGUUAUUCUGAUCAUGGCGUCUGGUAUGGUGUUUGCACAAUUUCCAAUUUUCAGCGAAACUGCAAUACUCGUUCUUCUGAUCCUUACCUCUGUUGGUUAUGCUUUGAUUUGUCUCUACACCUCGCAAGACUUCCAGCUAAAAGUUGCUUUUUUGUUAACAAUGGUGUUUGCAUUGCUGAUGGCUUUUGUGACAGUGGGCGUAGCCGCACAAGUCGCUGAUGACCUCUACGACCGUUCGCAUCCAACUACUUCACCUCCAACUACUUCACCAGUGACUCAGCCAGUAAGAUCCAUAGUUCAGUCAACUAAGCUAACCGCCGUUGGUCUUUCCCACUCCCCACUUCCCACUGAUACAUGGCAGCACCUCCCUACUCCAAAGCCAUGGCUUGCUGAGACGAUUACAAAUGCUACCACGGCUAGCUCUCCCACCGAGAAUGCUGGACCCAAGCUUCCCGCUAAUGUAAGCUCUCUGUAUUUGGGUGGCUUGAUUGGAAUAUUCGUUUUAGCUGCCUUACUGCAUCUUACUGAAGCAUAUUGUUUGAUCCAUGGCUUGUGGUACUUGUUCUGCUUACCGUCUGGGUAUCUGCUGCUCAUCAUUUACUCUAUUUGUAACCUGACGGAUCGUUCCUGGGGUACAAGAGAAGAGAAAAUUAAAAAGGUGGACGAUGUUCCUUGGUAUGAGAAGUUGUGGGCAAAGAUCAGAUCCAUUUGCAUAUGCUGCGGACCACAACCAGCGCCUCAGCCUGCCGUCACUGACAGGGUCGAUGGGCCUCCAACAGACUCAGAACCUCCGACUUCUCCAGAGGAGACUGAUUCGGACGCCGCCCCUCCCGUUCAGGAAAAUGCUGACAGUGGGUCAGAUGGUGCAUCAGCUUCCUCUUUAGGAAGCGGUAAACUUGUGGACGAGCCACCUCCCAAGUCAGCCAUGAAGCAGCCGCUGGUGCGUCGGCCUUCUGCACCUCGUGAUGGCCUGAAAGAGGACAGCGGUCGCCUGGGUAAGUGGCGCUAUCCGGGGGACAAAAAAGUCACAUUUGCUUCCAAGCUUCCACGGUUGCACCCUGAGACUCUAGUGGAGGACUGGCUUCAAAGAGAAUUUCAAAUUUACGCGAACAACUUCAGAGACGGUGGUUAUGAUAGCGUCAGCUUCAUCGUUGGUAUGACAGACAAGCACUUGAAAGCCAUCGGAAUUGAGAAACGUGGUCACCGAAAGAAGUUGUUGAUGGAAAUUGAAAAACUACCCCAAAUAGAUAUUCCUCAGGAAGUUCCGGAAAAUGUCGAGGACUGGUUAAAUGAGCUGGGACUUGAUGAAUACUGGACUAAUUUCACUCAGAGCGGCUACACCGAACCUAGAAUGUUAGAAGAUCUAAAAAUUAUGAACAAGGAAACGUUGAAAGAGACCUUCGGAAUAACCAAACCAGGCCACCUUGAUAAGCUAUACAAGGCGAUCCAGAAAGUCCAGUACCCAACUGAAGCUCAGAGAAGAAUUCGUCACACUCGUGAAGAAACGAACAAAUUGCAGGUCAUGGAUUUAAAAGUGGAUAAUCAAGACAGUGGCUAUGAAUACGAAUUUUGGGAAGGUCUGCGUCAACUUUGUCUCUUACCUGAGUCAGCUGUGUUUGGGGCCGUCGAGGAACUCAAAGAGAAGCUUGAAGAUCUCCGUAAUUACACUCUGAUGGUUUUCUUAAUUGCAAACGGGAUGUGGAUUAUUUUGAUCUUGGCUCUAAUGAGACAGAGUCACUUGCAGGUCUUGGGAACCAACGUGCUGGGUCUCGCGUUUCUCUGUGUUUACGGACUCAUCAUUGUGAUUCAGUUCUUGACCUUACUAUGGCACCGAGUCGAGACGUUUUUCCACGUGAUUGCGCGCGCACCGUGGAGGCGUGGUCAGAUGCAUAUGUCGUGGGCGUUUGAUGAUGAGAAUCUGCCUCCUCCUCCCACUGAAGCUGACUUGGCGCGAGUUCGUAAAAAAGCAAGAAGACCUCGCAGGCCUCGCACCCGACGGUAUUCGAACCAGCCAAGUGUAUCAACUGAUGAGAGAGGAAGCCUCCUGUCAGAUGGUAGACCGUCUUCGAGUUACGGCUCGAGGGAACGAGAUAUACCCCAUCUGGUUUAGCUCCAGCUUGUGUCUGGGACAUUGAAUAUAGAACAUCCUAGAGCUUCAUAAAAAUGGGAACAGUACAGAUUACUUGGGCUAAAGGACCAAGUUAAGUUGAACUGGGCUUCAAUGUAGGAAGUGGAGCUUUACUUGUUCUAGGAGCAACAAAUUGUGUUCGCGAAAAUAAGGCUCUCUUAAUAACGCAAUUUUAUCCGAGACAAUUUUGAUUUAUUUUGGUCAGUGGAACUGAUUCAGAGGUUAAUAGUAGUUGGCUGUUGUUUAUCAAAGUUUCUUGCUCAGGGCGAUUUCCCUGGAAACUUAAACAUGAUUUUUACUGCUCUUUUCAUCAUGUGAAAAAUUUAAAUUGAUCCGGACUGCCGCAUCAGAUGCACCGGCGCAUAUUUCAGGCGCUAUUAUUGAUUCAAUAGCGCCCCACUGUAGAAAAAGAAAACGUUUAAAGAAGACAAUCAUCUAUACAGAAAUGAAAUGACGUUUCCAGAACAGUUUCCAAUACUUUAUUCGGUGACAGCAGGAAAAAAAUUCCGUUUUCUGGUAAAACGUCAAUUUUAAUUAUGAAUCGAGAUUUUUUUCAAACUAGAUAACUGUUUACUCUGAAAUGUUAUGAAAUAAUAUCUUGUAGAAUUGUUACUGCUAAGAGGAGGUUUUAAUGAUUCCAGACUACAAUUUUUCGAAAACGUUGAGAGGAGACAAUUAACCGUACAGAAAUUAAAUGACGUUUCCAUGACAGUUUCCGAUGCUUUAUUCAACGAGAUACCUCGAAAAAAUUCCCGUUUUUAGUAAAAUGUCAACUUCAGUUAUAAAUCGUAAUCUUUCAAACUAGGUAACUUUUUAAUCUGAUUUAUUACUUCUCAUGAAAUCAUAUAUUCUAGAAUUUUUACCACAAGUAUUUCUUAUUAAAAUUUAUAAUAAAGUUCAGAUAUAA
Molecule: messenger RNA, 5674 nt
Organism: Stylophora pistillata
Lineage: Eukaryota; Metazoa; Cnidaria; Anthozoa; Scleractinia; Pocilloporidae
Biological process (GO): chitin biosynthetic process
Cellular component (GO): cell septum; cell periphery
Molecular function (GO): chitin synthase activity; protein binding
Source: RefSeq, a predicted model, not a curated record